AUUAGCGUUUGCCUUUGUCGCUUUGUAGUCGUAUUUCAGUUGUAGUUAAGGCAUUGCCUAGAAAAACGUAUAAGCUUGCGUUUAAUAUCUUAUCGCCUAAACUUUAAAAUUGAAUUUAUCAACGUAAGCGAUGUUUACGUUUUGCGUGCUAAUUUCGUCGCUACUUAUCACGCUGCAGCUUGGAACAGCUCUAGAAUUUCUAGAUUGUGGAUCGAAGACGGGCAAAUUCACUCAAGUCACUAUCGAAGGCUGUGAUACUACAAAGCCGGAAUGUCUGUUACGGCGAAAUACCAAUGUUUCAAUUUCGAUAGACUUUGCAUUGGCCGAAACGGCUUCAGCCGUUAAAACUGUGGUACAUGGCAAGGUUUUAGGCAUUGAAAUGCCCUUUCCACUCUCUAAUCCCGAUGCCUGUCUUAACAGCGGUCUAAGAUGUCCUUUAGAAAAUAACGAAGCCUACAGAUAUAUGGCUACGCUUCCCGUACUGAAGAGCUACCCAAAAGUCUCAGUGCUUGUUAAAUGGGAGCUGAAGGACCAGAACAGUGUGGAUAUCGUAUGCGUUGAAAUUCCCGCUAAGAUACUAUAAAACGUGAAUACUUGAAAACUGUUCAACUUGCAUUGCUGUAUUCUUAUUGUAAUCUAAUUUAAAAUAAAGAA
Molecule: messenger RNA, 654 nt
Organism: Drosophila hydei
Lineage: Eukaryota; Metazoa; Arthropoda; Insecta; Diptera; Drosophilidae
Product: NPC intracellular cholesterol transporter 2 homolog a-like
Exons: 1
Coding region: 131-583 (150 amino acids)
Biological process (GO): intracellular cholesterol transport
Molecular function (GO): sterol binding
Source: RefSeq, a predicted model, not a curated record